AAGCUCUCGUCCUUCUCCCGCCUCUUCUACACCCAUCUGCAAGGUAUCGUAUCUCUGAAACAUCGAGAAUGCUCUUCUGCGGAAAUAUGAGCGGCUGAUCCGGCGUGAUAAUGAUCGGAACAGAUGCGGGCCCUAUGUCUUAGACUCACGGCUGUCCACCACCUUACGCGGUGCUUAUGGUGGAUCGGUUCUCUCGGAGUAUCCUUUGAGCCCUUACUGGCGCCUUUGUUCACAUCACUACGAUGUUUUACCUCAGGUAACUUUAUCAAGACUAAAUUGCUGCGACGCCUAGUACAUGAUACCAUCAGUUGGUGGCUAGCGCGUUACGACGGAGGACAGGUUGGUGCGUUAAUGGACUGUGAGACAAUUGACAGAUAUUUUGCAAUUGGCUUUAUCAAAUCCAUAUACAAAGAUGACUUUGUUGUCGGGAUAUUACCAAUUACAUAUUUGCCCAAUUUCGAGAUGGCUCCGACGCGGCUGGCACCAACAGCCGGAAGGAUUCCGUACCCGCUCCGGCGAAAAGCUGAUUCCAAAUACCUACUUUAGCCCGA
This is a messenger RNA of Xylaria bambusicola, 551 nucleotides long. RefSeq lists its product as uncharacterized. The coding region runs from base 124 to 546 and encodes 140 amino acids. Lineage: Eukaryota; Fungi; Ascomycota; Sordariomycetes; Xylariales; Xylariaceae. The transcript is spliced from 3 exons. The record is from RefSeq and is a predicted model, not a curated record.